CUGGGAUUGGACCACCGUACCGCCCCGGUGGAUUUGCGAGAGCAGUUGAGCGUUGAACGCGAACAGUUGACCUCCGCACUCAGCCAACUCUCUCAAUACGUGCCUCAGUCGGUGAUUCUCUCCACCUGCAAUCGUACCGAGGUUUACACCUAUCACUCGGAUGAUGACAGCCUGGCGGGAAGGAUCAGCGACUUCCUGAUCGCAUAUUCCGGUGUGCCGCGCGUAGAACUCGAACGGCAUCUGUAUCAACUCUGGGAGGCCGACUGUGCCCUCCACCUGUUCCGCGUUGCCGGCGGCCUGGAAUCAAUGAUAGUCGGCGAAAGGCAGAUUUUGGGCCAGGUGCGGUCCGCAUUUAGCGUGGCAAGCGAAACCGGUUACUCCAGCAACCCGAUCACUCGCAUGUUCCACAGCGCGCUCCGCGCCGGCCGCCGCGUCCACCGGGAGACCAACAUCGGCCGCCAUUCGCGGUCCGUCAGCCGCGCAGCUGUGCAACUGGCCCGGGGGAUGUUCAGCCGCCUUGACGACAAACGCGCCCUGGUCAUCGGCGCCGGUGACGCCGGCCGGAUGGUGGCCCGGGCGCUGGCCGACGCCGGCGUUCAGCAGAUAACGGUCACCAACCGCACUGCCUGGCGCGCCGAGGACCUGGCCAAAGAGUUGGGUGGCGUGUCUGCUCCGUUCGAAGAUUUAUCGGAAAGCCUUUCCGGCGCGGAUCUGGUUAUCAGCAGUACCGGGUCUCCGGGUUUUGUGGUUUCGACGGACUCGGUUCGGCAAGCGCUGGUAGCCCGCGGCUCUCACGAACCGCUCAUGCUAAUCGACAUCGCCGUACCGCGAGACGUUGAUCCGGCCGUUAACGAUCUGGUCGGUGCACGGUUGUACGACAUUGACGCGCUGGGUCAGCUGGCCGAAUCCGGGUUGGACAGCUGGAACCACGAAGUUGAACGCGCCUCCAGUAUCAUCGACGAAGAAUGUUCCCGGUUUAUUGAGCGAUGGAACUCUUCAGACACCAUGGAACUCAUCGCCUCCAUGCGCCGGCGCGCUGAUUCGGUCAGACGGGCCGAGGUUGCGCGGACGCUCAGGAUGCUUGGCGCCGAUGAGGACAGCGAACUCGCGGAGCGCCUCGACUCCAUGACCAACGCACUCGUCAAGAAAUUGCUGCAUCGCCCUACGGCUGAAUUGCGUUCUGCCAACAGUGCAAACGUAUAUCCCCUCGCCGAACGGCUUUUCGGCGAAGACGGCGAAACGGGCCGGGGUAGUGGGCGCCAAUAG
Molecule: messenger RNA, 1266 nt
Organism: Geodia barretti
Lineage: Eukaryota; Metazoa; Porifera; Demospongiae; Tetractinellida; Geodiidae
Source: the annotation of a GenBank genome assembly